AUCCUUAAAGUGUUUUUCUUUUCUAAGGUUCUCACUUUCUCUCUCUUUCUCUCCCAGCUCUAGAAACUUGUCUUCAAUUUUCUAUUUUGGUCAGAGUUUGAUUUUCUAGAUCCAGAUGGAAGAAAAGAAGGGCAACACUUCUCAAGUUAACAGAUUCGAGGUGGAUGGAAUGGACAAUCUUAAAAUUAUUGAAUGGAAAAAGAAAAGAAAAUUACAGACUGAUCAAUUGGAUUUGCUUAGACCAAAACAUAAAUGUUGGCUUGGAAGUUUCUCUUCUGAACAUGCUUCAAUGUUUAAUGAAAAUCCUGCUUUAGAUAACAUGCACAACUACAUGAUCAAGAGUAGAAUGGAUGCAGCAUUCAUUGAUGAUGGGUCCCAACCCGAAUCUGCCAAAGACAGUAAUAGUUUCAUUGAUGACUUUGAUACUGCUAUGUCUGUGAAUGAAGAAGCCAAACAUGAGGCAGAUUGUGGAAAUGCAUACCUAUAUGUAAAUAGGAUAAGCUAUAGUGAAGAGGAAGCAUUUGUUGAUAGCAAAUGCAAUCCAUCUUAUGAUGAUCCUGAUAUACAAGCUUUGAAGAAUCAUGAGGAACUUUUGGGAUUAGGAAGCUUGUCAGGUCAUGAAUACUCAGAACAUGCAAAAGACAGCAAUGAGCACUCUGUAGAUACUGAAUUUGAAGAUUUUCUUUUUUCUAAUGGGGUGAAUCCUAACAUGUAUGUCCUUUCAUCUGGAAGAUGGGAGGUAAACCAAGAAGCUCAAUCAAAUUCAAGACCACCAACAAUUGAUCAAGAGUUUGAGGAGUACUUUUCUAUGCUUAUGCUCUAGUAGAGUUUACCUAUAAAGGGAGUAUGUACAUAUAAUUCUGAAAAUGGCUGUUGUGUGCAUUGUAUGAAGAUAUACCAGUUAUUUUGACGACUUCAUAAGAUCUUCAGUAGGUGUAAUAUUAGAUUUCUUCUU
Messenger RNA from Abrus precatorius (Indian licorice), 955 nucleotides. RefSeq names its product protein FAR-RED ELONGATED HYPOCOTYL 1-like. Bases 116 to 823 code for a protein of 235 amino acids. The record is from RefSeq and is a predicted model, not a curated record. NCBI's taxonomy places the organism in Eukaryota, Viridiplantae, Streptophyta, Magnoliopsida, Fabales, Fabaceae. Gene Ontology annotation, biological process: response to red or far red light. The transcript has 4 exons.